This is a messenger RNA of Eucalyptus grandis, 1324 nucleotides long. Its product is annotated as acyl-protein thioesterase 2. The record is from RefSeq and is a predicted model, not a curated record. The transcript has 10 exons. Lineage: Eukaryota; Viridiplantae; Streptophyta; Magnoliopsida; Myrtales; Myrtaceae. Bases 215 to 988 code for a protein of 257 amino acids. Gene Ontology annotation, molecular function: hydrolase activity.
ACGGCCAUUAACCGGUCGCACGUAACGACAAAAAAACAAAACAACACAUGACAACAACAGAGAUAAAAAUCUCACCUUUAGCACGCAGAGACGCAGAAGAGAGAGGAGAGAGAGUGGUGGUUUGCCCUCGCAAUCUUCGCCAAUCGAUCGAGGGUCUCCACUGUUCCGAACGGUGCAGAAAAGUUUCUUUAAGUUUUACAUCCUAAGGAGCCAAAUGAGCUUGACAGGGACUUCGAUGGGUUCUGGCGGGCAAACAGCUAGAAAGGCAGUUAACUUUGGAAGGACGUAUGUGGUCAGGCCCAAAGGUAAACACCAAGCAACUGUUGUUUGGCUGCAUGGCCUUGGUGAUAAUGGUUCAAGCUGGUCGCAGCUGUUGGAGACCCUGCCUCUUCCAAAUAUAAAAUGGAUAUGCCCAACUUCCCCUACACGACCAGUCAGCAUUUUUGGGGGCUUCCCUUCUACUGCUUGGUUUGACGUUGGAGACCUUUCCGAGAAUGCUGCUGAUGAUUUAGAGGGUUUGGAUGCUUCAGCUGCACAUGUCGCAAAUUUGUUGUCAACAGAACCAGCUGAUAUCAAACUUGGCGUUGGAGGCUUCAGCAUGGGAGCAGCAACUGCUCUAUACUGUGCAUCAUGCUGUGCUUUGGGAAAAUAUGGGAAUGGCAAUCCUUACCCAGCCAAAAUAAGUACAGUCGUUGGGCUCAGUGGCUGGCUUCCAUGUUCAAAGACUUUGAAAAACAAGUUAGAAGGGGAAAAUGAAGCUGUGACACGUGCUGCUUCAUUGCCCGUACUUCUCUGCCAUGGCACAAGUGAUGAUGUGGUGCCUUACAAAUUUGGUGAGAAAUCCUCAGGGACCUUGAAAGCUGCUGGGUUCCAAAAUGUGAUAUUCAAAUCCUACAGUGGGCUCGGGCACUUCACAAUUCCUGAAGAGAUGGAUCAGGUGUGCGCAUGGCUAUCUUCGAAUUUGGGGCUUGAUGGCUCAUCAUCAUAAGGCAUCGAGACAAGUUUCGAGAAAUGACAACCAAGGAAGAGCUGGUGUUGAAAGAGAUUGGUUAAUGAUGGGGAUAAAUUGAAUUGGGUAACCCAUAGUUUGUGCUGGUGGUUGCAAUGGUAUACGUACGUUGGCUAUGAGUUUCGUUCUCCUGCUGUCUUUCUCUUAUUGUUUGGCACAUAUGGAACCUCAUGGACUCAUGGUGGGGGUUCAUGGCGUCUCAUGUAAACAAUUAGUUUGGGGGUGGCCAUACUGGGAUUCUGGAUAUUUUAAUUUCAUGUUUGCUUAAGUGCACAUUAGACAUGGUCUUUUAAGCUGAUCGGUUCCUAGUUUUCA